Molecule: messenger RNA, 438 nt
Organism: Plasmodium reichenowi
Lineage: Eukaryota; Apicomplexa; Aconoidasida; Haemosporida; Plasmodiidae
Product: trafficking protein particle complex subunit 4, putative
Exons: 2
Coding region: 1-438 (145 amino acids)
Biological process (GO): endoplasmic reticulum to Golgi vesicle-mediated transport
Cellular component (GO): TRAPP complex
Source: RefSeq, a predicted model, not a curated record
AUGUAUUCUCUCUAUGUCAACAACCAACAUGGUACUUUAGUUUAUCAAAAGCAUUUCAGUGAAGAAAUAAAAUUAAAUAGUAAUGAAGAAAUAAGACUUGCUUCUAUGUUACAUGGAAUUUCAACCAUUUCCGAAAAAAUUAAUGUGUAUUCAUUAUAUGAGAAAAAAACGAAUAUAUUUCAAUCAUUAGAAAAAAAAGGCAUAGAAACUAUUGAAGGAGAUGGUUUUAAAAUUCAAUGUUACGAUACAUUAACAGGUAUCAAAAUAUUUAUAGUUCACAAAGAUGACUUAAAUAUUGAGAUGAAUACAUAUUUAAAAAGGGUAUAUGAAUUGUAUAGUGAUAUCAUACUGAAGAAUCCUUUUUAUGAUAUUGAUAUGCCUAUACGUUCAGCAGUUUUUAAUGAACAAAUUGAAAAACUCUUUUCCAACAUAAGCUGA